Chionomys nivalis (European snow vole) is the source of this 990-nucleotide messenger RNA. Its product is annotated as olfactory receptor 10Q1. Gene Ontology annotation, molecular function: olfactory receptor activity; G protein-coupled receptor activity. Bases 1 to 990 code for a protein of 329 amino acids. Gene Ontology annotation, biological process: G protein-coupled receptor signaling pathway. Lineage: Eukaryota; Metazoa; Chordata; Mammalia; Rodentia; Cricetidae. The transcript has a single exon. The record is from RefSeq and is a predicted model, not a curated record. Gene Ontology annotation, cellular component: membrane.
AUGAGAGAUCCCCACCCCGCCUCACCCACCUUUUUUCCAGAAGACAUACUGGCCAGGAAACCUGUACUCAACCAAUCGGGGUCCCCUGAGUUCGUGUUCCGUGUGUUCACCAAUGUCCCUGAAUUUCAGGCUUUGCUCUUCACCCUUUUCCUCCUGCUCUAUCUGAUGAUCCUCUGUGGCAACACUGCCAUCAUCUGGGUGGUGUGCACGCACAGUUCCCUGCAUACACCCAUGUAUUUCUUCCUGGGCAGCCUGUCUCUCCUGGAAAUCUGCUACACCACAGAUGUGGUGCCCUUAAUGCUUUCCAAUAUCUUUGGGGCCCAGAAGCCGAUAUCAUUAGCUAGUUGUGGAACACAAAUGUUCUUUGUAACUCUAGGAAGCACUGACUGCUUUCUAUUGGCAGUCAUGGCCUAUGAUCGCUAUGUGGCCAUCUGUCAUCCUCUGCACUACAGCCUUAUUAUGACCCGGAAUCUGUGCGUCCAAAUGGUGCUGGGUUCCUUGGGCCUGGCACUCUUUCUGUCCCUGCAACUGACUGCCUUAAUUUUCACCUUGCCGUUCUGUGGACAUCACAGGGAAAUCAACCAUUUCCUCUGCGAUGUGCCUCCUGUUCUGCGGCUGGCCUGUGCUGACAUCCAUGUGCACCAAGCAGUCCUCUAUGUUGUAGGCAUCCUGGUGCUCACAGUUCCAUUCCUCUUGAUUUGCAUCUCCUAUGUGUUCAUUGCUUCCACCAUUCUACACAUGCAAUCUGCAGAAGGCCGCCAGCGGGCCUUUUCCACCUGUUCCUCCCACCUCACUGUGGUCUUGCUUCAGUAUGGGUGUUGUAGCCUGGUGUACCUGAGGCCUCGCUCCAGCACCUCAGAGGAUGAGGACCGUCAAAUUGCCCUGGUCUACACCUUUGUUACCCCAUUACUCAACCCUCUGAUUUACACCCUUCGAAAUAAAGAUGUCAAAGGUGCCCUGAGGAACUUCAUUUUCAAUAAAUCAGUCUGA